AUGGGUGAGACAACAGAGAGCUCGCUCACUUCAGCAGCCUUCAAGAGCCAGGACGAGCAAUGCGGCAGUUAUUGCUUUGGAAUUUUAAGGCCCCUGAUAGAAAAUGCUUCAUCGAUGCGACCUAGAAAAGAAAAAGCGAAAAAGUUUCGAGAAAGUGAAUCACAUCAUAAUUAUUGCUUGAUCCAAGAGGAGUUUAUUAAUCAGAUUAUACACUUAGUAGCUUUCAGUAAUAAUAUUGAAAAUAAGUGGAUGGCUGAGCUAAAGAAUAAAGACUUCCAAAUAUUAAAUCAGACAGCCGAAAUUAGUUCACUUGAGAACAGGUUAACUGAAAAGGAAAAUGAAAUUAAGGCAAUCGAAAACAAGUUGAUCGCUGAUUUGAAGAACAAAGAUUCGGAAAUAUCGAAUUUGAAAUCGCAAGAAAAGGAAAACUCAGCAAUUAUUAGGAAACUCCGAAAAAAUUUGACUGAUAAGGAAAAUUAUAUCAAUAAUCUGUCUAGCUGCAUAGGUAAGGAGACAGGCAUACACGAAAUAAAACUUCCUGGAUCGAGUGCCUUUAACGUGUCCUGUGACACGUGUCUGGCUGGUUCGGGCUGGACAGUAAUUCAGCGUCGUCAAGACGGCUCUGUGGACUUCAAUCGCACAAUGCGAGAUUAUCGCAAGGGCUUCGGCUCAUUGGACGGAGAGUUCUUUAUAGGUCUUGAGAAGCUGCAUUUAUUGACGAUAUCACGAAAACACGAAUUGUACAUUUACAUGAAGAAGUUUAACGAUGACGUUCGAUAUGCGAGAUAUAGUCACUUCUUCAUUAAGGGAGAGGAGGAUAGUUUUAAAAUAAAAUCAUUGGGAAACUAUACUGGAGACGCAGGCAAUGCAAUGGCGGACAAUCUGUAUAAGAAAUUUACGACCAUUGAUGAAGAUCACGAUAAUUGGUUCACUGGCAAUUGCGCAGAUUUCUAUGCAGCUGGUUGGUGGUUUCACAACUGCGGUGACAGCCGUCUAAAUGGAAAAUACCAAACAGCGGAUCUUGCUGCAAAGGUUAGAGGUAUUAAUUGGAGAACAUGGACACUGGACUCCCUGAAGUUUGUGCAAAUGAUGAUCAGGCCAGUCGAGUAA
This is a messenger RNA of Drosophila navojoa, 1110 nucleotides long. RefSeq names its product fibrinogen-like protein 1. The record is from RefSeq and is a predicted model, not a curated record. NCBI's taxonomy places the organism in Eukaryota, Metazoa, Arthropoda, Insecta, Diptera, Drosophilidae.